This is a messenger RNA of Phascolarctos cinereus (koala), 3825 nucleotides long. RefSeq names its product protocadherin beta-2-like. The record is from RefSeq and is a predicted model, not a curated record. Lineage: Eukaryota; Metazoa; Chordata; Mammalia; Diprotodontia; Phascolarctidae. Gene Ontology annotation, cellular component: plasma membrane. Gene Ontology annotation, molecular function: calcium ion binding. Gene Ontology annotation, biological process: homophilic cell-cell adhesion.
UUGAACUCAGGAAGAUGUCUUCCUGACUCCAUCCACUGCGCCACCCAGCUGCCCUGGGUGGUAUAUACUGAAUCAUAAAACGGUAAUAUCCAAAUUCUGUUGACAAAGAGCCCCUUGGCCACAGAACCCAGUUGUGAAGAAGAAGACCUUUGAUGACCAGAAAGAUCAAAUAAGGAACAUCCUAGCUUUUUGAUCUUUUAAGUUCACAGACUUGAAAGGAAGAGGAAGCAUCAGCUGCUUACAUUCUGGAUGCUGCUGCUUCCUUCCUCCCUAACCCACCCCCAUCCAAUCUCCACCAUUUACUCUCUCUGUCUGACUCUUGGUCUCAAAAGGUUGCCCCUCUGAGCAUUGUAAACUUGAGUACGGCUUUUUCCUAGCUCAAGUCCUUUCUUUUACAGGUCAAAAAUUCAUUGUUGCCUUUGGGGUCUGGAAGGCUACAUUCUUGACAGAAGCACAUGUUUUUCAACCAACUAUAUAUUUAUAUGCAUAUGUGUGCAUGGUGUGCGGCAUUGUUCUGAGUGGUUAUAACAUUGAUAUGGAUCGCCCUACAGAAAAGAAGUUACAUAUCAUUUUCAUUACAAAAUAGAAUUCGAAGUACGAUAUCUAGUACAUGUUCCCUGUGACCUUAUCUACAUCGUUCUGAGAAAAAUGAUGCAAAGCCACAUGGUGGCGUUGCAGACUAGGAAGAGGCAGAAAAGCUCCACGAACACACCAAUACCCAGGAAAAAGCCCAGAAUCAGACAGUUCAGAAGCAGAGAGGAAGAUAAAUUAGCUGCCACUGGAGAAAGAGAUCGGCUGUCCCCUCCAGACGGACGAAAGUGGUAGCUUCUGAUUGCCGUUUGCGGUCAAGCUGGGCUACAUGGAUUCACAGGAGAGGGUCGAAAGAGCAAUGGAACGCGAAGGGACGAUGAAUCUACAACAAAGGCAAGUUCUUUUUCUCCUUGUUCUGCUGGGUGUGUCUGGGGCGGCCUCAGAGCCACAGCAGUUUUCAGUAGUGGAGGAGAUGGAGAGAGGCUCCUUUGUGGGCAAUGUGGCAAAGGCCUUGGGCCGGGAGGUGGGGGAGCUGUCAAAUCGGGCGGCCAGAGUCGUUUUCAAAGGGAACAAAGAGUAUUUACAGCUGCAUCCUAAAACUGGGGAUCUGCUCCUGAGAGAGAAACUGGAUCGAGAGGAGCUGUGCGGCUCUGCCGAGCCCUGUGUCCUGCCUUUUAAGAUCUUACUGGAAAACCCUUUUCAGGUCUUUCGCUCUGAGCUUAGGAUACAAGACAUAAAUGAUCAUUCACCAGUAUUCCUAGACACUGAGAUGGUACUAAAAAUCCCCGAGAACACCUCCCCUGGCACUGUGUUUCUAUUAGAAAAUGCUCAGGAUCUAGAUAUAGGAAGCAACAGUCUCCAGAACUACACUAUCAGCCCCAACUCUCAUUUCCACAUUCAAAUUCGAGGGGAUGCAGAGAGAAUGAAAUAUUCAGAGCUUGUACUGGAUAAAACCCUGGAUCGGGAGAAGCAGCCUGAGUUUAGAUUAACUCUCACUGCAGUGGAUGGGGGAGCCCCACCCAGGUCUGGAACUGCCCAAGUCCUUGUGUUGGUUAUGGACAUCAAUGACAAUGCCCCUGUGUUCUCUCAGUCCCGGUAUGAUGUUCAAAUUCCUGAGAACAGCCCUAUUGAGUCCCUCAUUGCUACCGUCUCAGCUAAAGAUUUGGAUGCAGGAAAUAACGCAGAGAUUUCCUAUUCGUUAUUCCAUGCCUCUGAAAGUAUUCGUAAAACCUUCCAAUUACAUGAAAAAUCCGGAGAACUUCGUUUAAAAGACAAACUGGAUUUUGAGUCAGUUCAGUCUUACAUAGUAAAUAUUCAGGCCACAGAUGGUGGUGGCCUUUCUGGAAAAUGCACUAUAGUUGUUCAAGUGAAGGAUUUAAACGACAAUCCUCCUGAGCUGACUAUGUCCUCAUUUACCAGCCCCAUCCCAGAGAACUCGCCUGAGAUAGUGGUCGCUGUUUUCAGCAUUUCAGAUGCAGACUCUGGGGAAAAUGGAAGAAUAGUUUGCUCCAUCCAAGAUGAUCUUCCUUUUGCUCUAAAAUCUUCUUUUGAGAACUUCUAUACAUUGGUAACAGAGGGAGCGCUGGACAGAGAGAACAAGGAUGAAUAUAACAUCACUAUUAUGGUCACAGAUUUGGGGUCGCCCAGGCUCAAAACUGAGCACAAUCUCACAAUAUUUAUCUCUGACGUCAAUGAUAACCCCCCAGUGUUUUCUCAAAGAGCCUACAAAUUGCACCUCCAAGAGAACAACAGCCCUGCCCUCCACAUUGGCAGUGUCAGUGCAAGUGAUAAGGACUCAGGAAUCAAUGCCAAAGUCACCUACUCCCUGCUGCCUCCUGAGACUGGAGAUCUGCCCCUCUUCUCCUACAUUUCCAUCAACUCAGACAAUGGCCAUCUCUAUGCUUUGAGAUCCCUGGAUUAUGAAACUAUCCAAGCUUUCCAAUUCACUGUGAGGGCAGCUGAUGGUGGUUCCCCAUCUCUGAGCAGCCAGGCUGUGGUUCAGGUUUUGGUAGAAGAUGAGAAUGACAACUCUCCAGUUGUGCUGUACCCCCUGCAGAAUGGCACAGCUCCCUGCAAUGACCUGGUGCCCAGAGCUGCAGAGCCAGGGUACCUGGUGACCAAGGUGGUGGCUGUGGAUAGGGACUGGGGACAAAAUUCCUGGCUUUCCUAUCAGCUGAUCAAGGCCACAGACCCAGGACUCUUCACUUUGUUGGCCCACAAUGGGGAAGUUCGAACAGCAAGACCCAUCAGUGACAGAGACACUAUCAAGCAGAAGCUCCUGGUGUUGGUGAAGGACAAUGGGCAGCCAUCUUUGUCCACAAUGGCCACACUGAAUGUGCUACUGGUGGAUGGAUUCUCUGAGCCAUAUGUGAAGAUCCAAGAUUCUAACAAGGAGCAAGUGCAGAAUGACUCCCUCACUCUCUAUUUGGUCAUUUCUCUGGUUUCAGUGUCUUUUCUAUUUCUGGUUUCUAUCAUUCUGUUUAUCACUAUAAGACUGUGGAAAAGAAAGACUGAUGGAGGGAAUGGUCACUUUCCAUCAAGCACCCCCUUCCCGAGUCAUUUGGUGGAUGUCAGUGGCACUGGGACCUUGUCUCAGAGCUACCAAUAUGAAGUGUGUCUGACCAGUGAUUCAGGGAUAAGCGAGUUCAAGUUCUUGAAGCCAAUAAUUCCCAACUUCUCUCUUCAAAAAUCUGAGAGUGAUGCAGAGGAAAAUGCACCAUCUUGUAAUAACUACAAUUAGGAGUACAGUUUUAAGAGCAGACUUUGGGUGUCUUUUUUUCCAGUCAGUUGCACUCAUUCCUAAUUUCUUCCUUAAGAAAUUCAAUAUAUAGCUUGUUUGUAUUUAAUAAUGCAUGUUUACCGUUGUAUCCUCUCAUUUGCAUUAGUAUUAGAAAUUAGUAUUACAUAAUGAACAAUUGCUUCCAAUCUCACAACAAAAUUAAACUAUAGUUCCCCAGUUGCUGGGUAAAUUUUUCUUUUGAAAAUUAAACAAUCCACAUUUUUAAUGUACAUCCAUUUAUUCUUCAUAACACUUUUUAUUCCUUGAUUUUAUCCCCAGCUCUUUAGAUUUUUACUCAGAUAGAACAUUGAGCUAUCUAUUAAUACACAAUGGUGUAAAGUUGGCUUUGCCAUUGCUGUGUGGCACCUGUGCCUCAGUUUCUUUUUUAUUUUUAAUUAAUUUCUCAGUUUCUUUAAAUGAAAAAACUCAUGUUGGACUAGAUCAUGUCUAAGAUCCCUUCCAGUAUCAACAAUUUGUUGUCUUACCACUCUUAUUAAACAUUUAUAAUGUGAAAA